Messenger RNA from Tribolium castaneum (red flour beetle), 2894 nucleotides. RefSeq names its product Dynamin related protein 1 (gene Drp1). The record is from RefSeq and is a predicted model, not a curated record. Gene Ontology annotation, cellular component: cytoplasm; membrane; microtubule. Lineage: Eukaryota; Metazoa; Arthropoda; Insecta; Coleoptera; Tenebrionidae. Gene Ontology annotation, biological process: mitochondrial fission. Gene Ontology annotation, molecular function: GTPase activity; GTP binding; microtubule binding. Bases 235 to 2481 code for a protein of 748 amino acids. The transcript has 11 exons.
ACAACCAACAAUGUCACCAAAACUAAACUGACACAAAAAAUCUGAUUGUCCGCUUUUCAGUUGUGGAUUUAACGUUCAGAGCAAUUCGUUUAUUAAAAUUAACGCCCAGUUUUAUAUUGAGUGUUGUGUGAUUUUAAACGAUGCUGGUAUAGCUACCAGUCUGUUUAAGAUUGAUAGUUUAAAAACUAGCUCGCAGUAAUCGAUAUUUUUGGAAAUCGACCGGUUAUAAAGACAAUGGAAGCUUUAAUUCCUGUUAUCAAUAAAUUGCAAGACGUUUUUAACACCGUCGGAUCAGAUGCCAUUCAAUUACCCCAAAUUGUGGUCUUGGGAUCACAAAGUUCGGGCAAGAGUUCAGUGAUUGAAAGCUUAGUUGGAAAGUCGUUUUUACCAAGAGGAACAGGGAUUGUUACAAGAGUACCCCUUAUUUUACAAUUAGUUUAUUGUCCUAAGGAUGAUAGGGAGCACAGAGCUGCAAUCGAUGGGACAAUGGAUGUGGAAGAGUGGGGCGUUUUUCUACAUUGCAAAAGCAAAAUUUUCAAAGACUUUGAAGAAAUCCGUCAGGAAAUCGAGAACGAGACCAACAAAAUUGCUGGAAGUAACAAAGGCAUUUGUGCCGAACCCAUCAAUUUGAAAAUUUACUCUACAAAGGUUGUGAAUUUAACUUUAGUGGAUUUACCGGGCAUUACCAAGGUACCAGUCGGAGACCAGCCUCCAGACAUUGAACAACAAAUUCGCGAAUUAGUCCUAAAAUACAUCGCUAAUCCAAAUUCAAUAAUAUUAGCUGUAGUAACGGCAAACACAGACAUGGCGACUUCCGAAAGCUUAGCAAUCGCGAAAGAUGUUGAUCCUGAUGGUCGCAGAACAUUGGCUGUCGUUACGAAACUUGACUUAAUGGACGCAGGUACUGACGCCAUUGAUAUUCUUUGCGGCCGAGUUAUUCCAGUAAAAUUAGGCAUAAUCGGUGUCGUAAAUCGCUCACAACAAGAUAUUAUGAACAACAAAUCGAUAAAAGAGGCCUUAAAAGACGAAGCGACAUUUUUACAAAGCAAAUAUCCCACUUUAGCCACUCGCAACGGUACUCCCUACCUUGCCAAAACCUUAAAUAGGCUUUUAAUGCACCACAUUAGAGACUGUUUACCUGACUUGAAGACUCGCGUGAACUUAAUGAUGUCCCAGUUCCAAUCACUGCUUAACUCAUACGGCGAAGAUAUUUCCGAUAAGAGCAAAACUUUGCUCCAGAUUAUCACAAAAUUCGCCUCAGCUUACUGCUCCACAAUUGAAGGCACUGCCCGAAACAUUGAAACGACUGAAUUGUGUGGAGGGGCGAGAAUUUGCUACAUUUUUCACGAGACUUUCGGGAGGACUUUAGACUCGAUCCACCCCUUGGCCGGUUUGACAAAAAUGGAUAUUUUAACCGCCAUUCGGAAUGCAAAUGGGCCUCGACCUGCCCUUUUCGUCCCGGAAGUUUCCUUCGAAUUACUAGUCAAGAGGCAAAUCCGACGUCUUGAAGAACCAUCACUGCGUUGCGUUGAAUUAAUCCACGAAGAAAUGCAACGUAUUAUACAACAUUGUGGAAGCGAAGUGCAGCAAGAAAUGCUGCGGUUUCCCAAACUGUACGAAAAAAUCGUAGAUGUUGUAACACAGUUAUUGCGGAGACGUCUUCCGACGACCAACCAAAUGGUGGAAAAUUUAGUGCAAAUCGAAUUGGCGUAUAUUAAUACCAAACAUCCCGAUUUUUAUAAAGAAAUAGCAAUGGUGCCAUCGAUGAUUAAAUCCGGGGACGGAUCUCGUCCAAAUCGACCAAAGAGUAUGCUAAUCAAACACCAUAAUACAGUGGCGGAGACUUCCGAGUUGAUUGCACGUGGUGCUGUAGAAGCAUCUGACCAAGCCGAUUUCUUUAAUUAUCUCUUUCGAAUAUUGCCCGUGUCUAGUUAUAAUGACUUCAUGAACGCUGUUCAGGUGCGUUCUUCGAGCAACCCUCACUUGAAUGAAGAUGCGACAACUUGGGUGUCUAAUUUAACCUCCUCCCAAAACGGAACGGAUACCGCUCUGACGAAUCACAUCAGCGGUGUGCCCGAAAGCGUAAAAAAUGAGGAGAUAAAAUCAGUUCUUAGUCCUGUGAAACCUGUCAAUUUGUUACCACAAGUUCCAAUCAACAGCAGUUCGUUCAGAAAGCUUUCUGAGAAUGAGGAACACGACUGUGAAAUUAUUGAACGCUUGAUUAAAUCGUAUUUCUACAUCGUUCGUAAAUCAAUUCAGGAUACAGUCCCGAAGGCGGUAAUGCAUUUCUUAGUGAAUUUUGUUAAAGACAAUUUGCAAUCCGAGUUAGUGACACAUUUGUAUAAAGCUGACAAUGCUGAUCAGUUGUUGGACGAGUCUGAGCACAUUGCUCAGAGACGCAAAGAAGCCGCAGAUAUGUUAAAAGCACUUCAAAAAGCUGCACACAUCAUUAGCGAAAUUAGAGAAACACACAUGUGGUAAACUUGCAGCCAUAUUCUCCCUAGUCAAGAGUAAGCGUGUACUGGCCCUCGAUGUUAAAGCUGUAUUUAAUCUUUACUUAAAAGGAUAAGAGUAACACUGAACGAUUUCGGAAUGUCUUGUUCAAAAACUUCAUAAAGCGAAAACGGAUAUUUGUUGAAGUUUUAUAAAAAUUUAAUUACCUUCCUGUAAAUAAUUGUACAAUUUUUAUCAAUUCUGACAUCUUUGUAAAGUUCAUCGAUUCUCAUUUUGGUCUGAUAUUAGACUUGUUACUCUCUUUUUAGUUGGUGCAUUACUGUAGAAAUCACUUUUUGAUGUUACACGCGCCAUAGUUGUAUUUCCUCGUAUUUCAAUAUUUUUGAUGCAUUUUUGUUCUAGCCUAGUUGCGCAUCAAUAAAUUAUUGAUUUGGUACAAA